AUGAUAGCCAUUACUUUCGCAGUCUCCCUUGUCUUUCUCUGUUUUUGUGUACGGGUUAGUAUGUUUCUCUCUCUCUCUCUCUCUCUCUCUCUCUCUCCCUUUCUCUAUAUCUGUUUCUCUAUAUCUCUCUUUUUCUCUCUUUCUCUAUCUCUCUAUUUCUCUCUAUCUCUCUCCCUCUUUCUCUAUCUCUUUUUAUCUAUCUCUUUCUUUCUCUUUCUCUUUCUCUUUCUCUCUUUCUCUCUCUCUUUCUCUCUCUCUUUCUCUCUCUCUCUUUCUAUCUCCCUAAUUCUCUAUCUCUCUUUCUCUUUCUCUCUCUUUCUCUAUUUAUAUCUUUCUCUAUCACGCUCUUUCUCUCUCUUUAUCUCUCUAUCUCUUUCUAUCUCUCUCUUUCUCUAUCUCUAUCUGUCUCUCUUUCUCUAUCUCACUCUCACUCUCUUUUUCUCUAUCUCUUUUUCUCCUUCUUUCUCUCCCUUUAUCUCUCUCUCUAUCUUUCUUUCUCUAAUCUCGCUCUUUCUCUAUCUCUCUAUCUCUUUCUAUCACUCUCUUCCUCUAUCUCUAUCUGUCUCUCUUUCUCUAUCUCACUCACUCACUCUCUCCCUCCCUCUGUGUGUGUGUGUGUGUAUAAAAGUUAAGUAA
Acanthosepion pharaonis is the source of this 636-nucleotide messenger RNA. Lineage: Eukaryota; Metazoa; Mollusca; Cephalopoda; Sepiida; Sepiidae. The record is from the annotation of a GenBank genome assembly.